This is a messenger RNA of Andrographis paniculata, 1284 nucleotides long. RefSeq names its product F-box protein At3g07870-like. Gene Ontology annotation, molecular function: protein binding. NCBI's taxonomy places the organism in Eukaryota, Viridiplantae, Streptophyta, Magnoliopsida, Lamiales, Acanthaceae. Bases 1 to 1284 code for a protein of 427 amino acids. The record is from RefSeq and is a predicted model, not a curated record. The transcript is spliced from 2 exons.
AUGAGUUCCCUGUCGGAGGAUGAAGCAUCGUCGCCCAGUGACAUGCUAUUAUGCGGUUUAUGGUUCUUUGGAGUCGGAAGUGGAGAUUCAGGUGAUGAAAGGUAUUUACCAGAUGACAUGGUGAUCGAAAUUCUUACACGUCUUCCACCGGAGGAACUCCUAUUUUGCCGGAGCGUCAGCAAGUCAUGGUAUUCGACGAUCUCCGAUGCCAAUUUUAUCGCCGAGUAUAGGCGAAAGAACAUUGGCAACGAUCGGGUAAUAGUUUUUACAACACCAACACCAACACCAACACCCGAUGAAUCUUCUCAAUUCGAGCUCAAAUAUAGCAUAUUUUCCGACGGAAAUUGCCCGAAAAAAAUCAGUCAGUCUCUUCGAACUGAUCGUAUUCCUUUUCACAUGUAUGUUAGAUGGAAACUCGAGGGCACAUGCAAUGGGGUCUUUUGCUACACGGGUGUUUUGUAUUCUGAAAAUAUUAUCUAUGAAUAUAUGACGUACUUAUGCGAUCCCUCGACAAAACGAGCAUCUCUUAUGCCGGACAGCACAUCGCCCUCUUAUCACGAAGAAACUACCGACCCCUCGACGCGAUUCGGCAUUGGAUUUGAUUCGUUGGAAAAUCUCUAUAAGAUUGUGAAGGUAAAAACUUUUAUUUACAAAGAUAAUCGUUACGGACAAGCUGCUGUUCUUUCGCUUAAAUCCAUGUCCUGGAAAGAUGUCGAGUGCCCGCUUUAUAACAUGUCUUUGUGCGACAAAUCAGUUUUCCUACAUGGAUCGAUCCAUUGGAUUUGCAGUCGGGAUUCUACGGGUGAUAAAUGCGUAAUCUCUUUCGACCUUUGUAAUGAAGUUUUCAAACAAGUACAAUUGCCACAGUGCGAGUAUAGGAAGAAAUUUUCGAUUCAUGUGGUUGGUGACUCGCUUUGCGCCAUGGCUUUUGGGAACGACGACUUGAUAUGUCAUGUUUGGAUGAUGAAAGAAUUUGGGGUCGAAGAGUCGUGGAUGGAGCAAUAUAAAGUUGUUCUCCCAAUCGGGAUACUUCGUUGCGUGGAUGUAACCGUUGGAGGAAGAAUAUUAUGCGUAAGCGAUGGCUAUGAUCUCUAUGAGGUGAAAAAUGGAGUAUUGGAGAAAAUGAAAGAUAAAGGAUCGGAGACUCCGAAGAAGAAAAAGGAACAAGAGAAUUUCGGAAAAUAUAUUUUGUACGAUCUGCAAUCGCAGAGUUACGCGAGCCUUUGUUGGGUAGACUCGGAUUGUGUUGCAUUUUCGAUCGAAAGUAGUGUUAACUUUUUAUAA